Venustampulla echinocandica is the source of this 1005-nucleotide messenger RNA. RefSeq lists its product as uncharacterized. The coding region runs from base 1 to 1005 and encodes 334 amino acids. The record is from RefSeq and is a predicted model, not a curated record. NCBI's taxonomy places the organism in Eukaryota, Fungi, Ascomycota, Leotiomycetes, Helotiales, Pleuroascaceae. The transcript has 3 exons.
AUGCUACGACUCCCCGCCAGUAUCGCAGGGACACAAGCACGGAAAUGGGUCCUUCCUGCUAUAUGGUUGCUCCUCGUCGUCAUCUUCCUCAGAACCGCUAUCUCUCGCUCGGGACACGGCUCUAGCUUCCACUUCUCUAUCUCGGGGAGUUCAGGAAACUCGACGAACUCGACGAGAACCCGUCUCUCCCUCUACGAAUACUACUCCUCCCUCACACAUACGAAAAACAAAACCGACCCCAACCUGAACGAAGAUAACAUAUCCGUCAAUGUGAGCACGAGUAACAAAGUGGCGGUGAUAGUAGAGACGAGAAGGUCUGGAGGGAUUGUACCGCUGGUGUUGCAAUUCAGUGCAGUUUUGGGACCCGAUUGGCCGGUCAUUAUAUAUACUUCCGCCGAAAACUUCGGGACCUUUAGCACAUCCGCGGCGCUCCUCCGACAUCAACGCAGCGGCCGCAUCAUCGUCCGCCCUCUCGCUGAGGGUGUAUACUUUCCCUCGUGGAAUAGCGUCUCGGAUUUCCUUACCACGCCUUGGUUAUGGAACGAUCUCGCGCCCGCGGAACACAUACUUAUCUUCCAAUCGGACAGCAUGCUCUGCGGCAAUAGCGUGCGGAAGGUCGAGGACUUUUUUGAAUAUGAUUUUAUUGGCGCGCCCAUCCAUCAGAAUUGGGGUAAGGGGUUCAACGGGGGUUUGAGCUUGAGGAAGAGGAGUACGACGCUUAGGGUCCUGGACGAGUGGGAGUGGAGUGCGGAUCCAAAGCCGGAGGAUCAAUGGUAUUUUGAUAGAAUGAGUGAGCUUGAAGAACGAGAACUCGAGGAAGGUAUUGAGGGAGGCGUUAACUUGCCCUCUAUGGAGAUUGCGCGGACUUUUGCGGUCGAGACAAUUGACUACCCACAUCCGUUGGGGUUGCAUCAGCCAACCAGGUUCUUACAGGAACAUAUACUGAGUCUUGAUGAUUGGUGUCCGGAGUACAAGCUUGCAACGACAGACCGUAUGGAAAAUUAG